This is a messenger RNA of Monopterus albus (swamp eel), 2177 nucleotides long. It is a transcript of the gene stk39, whose product is annotated as serine threonine kinase 39. Gene Ontology annotation, cellular component: cytosol; cytoplasm. Lineage: Eukaryota; Metazoa; Chordata; Actinopteri; Synbranchiformes; Synbranchidae. The transcript is spliced from 18 exons. The record is from RefSeq and is a predicted model, not a curated record. Gene Ontology annotation, molecular function: ATP binding; protein serine/threonine kinase activity. Gene Ontology annotation, biological process: negative regulation of potassium ion transmembrane transporter activity; intracellular signal transduction; positive regulation of T cell chemotaxis. The coding region runs from base 125 to 1660 and encodes 511 amino acids.
UUGCUAGCUGACACUUGAACAGAGAAGGUGAGGUCAAAUUUGACAGUCUCUGUCUCUCCCUGUCUGUGCGUCUGUCUAUGAGUGAAGCUGCUAACAGCGCAUCAUCAUCAUCAUCAUCAUCAUCAUGGCGGAUCAAGGCGAAUCUCCGGUUCCCCUCUACCCGCAACCAGCGCUGAUAACCAGCUGGCCAAUUACCAGGGAGUCGUACGAACUGCAAGAAGUCAUAGGCAGUGGGGCCACAGCUGUGGUGCAGGCUGCCCUCUGUACCCCCAGACAGGAGCGCGUGGCCAUAAAGAGAAUCAAUCUGGAAAAAUGCCAGACUAGCAUGGAUGAGCUAUUGAAAGAAAUUCAGGCAAUGAGUCAGUGCAGCCAUCCCAAUAUUGUCACCUACUAUACCUCCUUUGUUGUGAAGGAUGAACUUUGGUUAGUCAUGAAGCUUAUGAGUGGAGGCUCGAUGCUGGAUAUAAUUAAGCACACAAGCAAAGAAGAGGCCAAAAAUCGAGCUCUAGAUGAGCCUAUCAUUGCUACAAUAUUGAAAGAAGUGCUAGAGGGCCUGGACUAUCUGCACAGAAAUGGACAGAUUCACCGGGAUGUGAAAGCCGGGAACAUACUACUGGGAGAAGAUGGGUCUGUUCAGAUCGCAGAUUUUGGAGUAAGCUCAUUCCUAGCCACCGGAGGGGAUAUGACUAGAAACAAAGUACGAAAGACCUUUGUUGGCACCCCAUGUUGGAUGGCACCGGAGGUGAUGGAACAGGUUCGAGGCUAUGAUUUCAAAGCAGAUAUAUGGAGUUUUGGAAUUACUGCUAUAGAGUUAGCAACAGGCUCUGCACCCUAUCACCGCUACCCUCCCAUGAAGGUUUUAAUGCUUACCCUACAGAAUGAUCCACCCACUCUAGAGACGGGCGUAGAGGACAAGGAAAUGCUAAAAAAAUAUGGCAAAUCUUUUAGAAAGCUAAUAACUAUGUGCCUUCAGAAGGAUCCUUUAAAAAGGCCUACAGCAGCAGAGCUUUUGAAGUGUAAAUUCUUCCAAAAGGCCAAGAACAAAGAAUAUCUGGUUGAAAAACUUUUGUGUUGUGCACCAAAGAUUUCCCAGAGAGCAAAGAAGGUAAGGAGAGUCCCAGGCUCCAGUGGCCAUCUGCACAAGACAGAGGAUGGAGACUGGGAGUGGAGCGAUGAUGAGCUGGACGAGGGCAGUGAGGAGGGGAAGGCAGCAGUGAAUCAGGGCAGGGUAGGCCGAGACACCACUAAGACACGAAGGAUCAAAGAUGAGGCCAAAGAUAAUGAGGAGAAUGCCAACCAUGUCCCUAUUGAAGGGUUAUCUAUUCAGCAUCCCCAGGUUGAACCUUACAAGGGUACACCCUACAUUCAAGGUGCUGUGAACAUGGUACUCCGGCUAAGGAACUCUAGAAAGGAGCUGAAUGACAUCCGGUUUGAAUUCACUCCUGGGCGAGACACAGCUGAUGGCGUUUCCCAGGAGCUGUUUUCAGCCGGUCUAGUCAACGGGCUUGAUGUUGUUAUUGUUGCUGCCAACCUACAGAAGAUUGUAGAUGACCCAACUACCUACAAAGUACUGACCUUUAAGCUGGCUUCUAGCUGUGAUGACACAGAGAUCCCGGACGAGGUAAAGCUGAUUGGCUUUGCACAGCUGAGUGUUAGCUGAUGCUCUCUUUGUACCUGAAGCAGGUGAAAUGGGGGACAGUUCAGGGCAGACAGACUGAGGAAUACAUCACCACUUCCUACAGAUCUUCCCCAGAACACUUCCUGAAAAGUCACUCUCCUUCCUACCUCACUCCUUUUCACUUUCCCUGAAGUCAAGCUGUGCUACCACCCCACCUACACCUCCUUAGCACCACCGUCCCUGCUUACUGCCCCAAUGUAACCUUAAUGACAUUCCACUGUCCAAGCACAGACCAGGAUCAGGAUACAGCACAGGAACCUAAAGAUGUACUCAGGUGGUGAAAGAAGGUGAUUAACAUGUAGCUUUGAAAGUGUUAUUUAUUUUUUUGUUUUGUUUUACAUCACAUUACCUCUUUGUUCAACAGAGUUCUCGUUAUUUAUUGAAAUGAGAACUCUUUUCUCAUUUUGUUGCUACAGUGAAAACAAAUAGCUUUGACUUAUAUUUUCGAAAGCCACGCAUUUGUGUUGUGUACCUGAGGUCUUUGUCAGAAUGUAAGAUU